UCCGAGCUAAAAAUCAACCCCAAACAAACACACCCUGAUUAGGCAGCGGUCCCCGUUGCUCUUCGUCUCCCGCCGAGUUUCUUGCGAAUUCACGACCGUUUUCUCUUCGGGACACAAUUAACCCAGGAAUCUCCAACGAUUCUCAGUAGUAAUCACUUGAGUAGAACGCCAUCGCAGCCCGGGUUCGCGGCAAAAAAAAAACAACCAGCGAAGGAGAUGGGAGUGGAGGAGCCAAUGGACUGCAGAAAUUGGGACCAAGAUUCCUACGGAGACUCCAUUUUGCGAGAGCGAGAAACACUCUCCAGAACAGUGUUCAGAACAGCAUUUUCGCCCAACCCUAACCCUAACCCCAAUUCCGACCACAUAGUCACUGCCUCAAGCGAUGGCGUCAUUGCCUCUUACUCCAUAUCUUCGUGCCUCGGGAUGGGUUGUGGAAGUGCGAGGGGUCAAAAUUGGCUUGUUGCGGAACCGAAGUUUUUGAUUCAGGGGCACGAUGGACCAGCAUAUGAUGUUAAAUAUUAUGACAAUUCUUUAUUGUUGAGUUGUGGUGAUGAUGGCCGAAUUCGAGGGUGGAGAUGGACGGAAAGUGUAGAAAAUGAGGUGCCGGUUGAAGGAGACAGACUCAAGCUCGUACUUGACAUGAUGACUCCGCAGCAUAAAGGUCCUUGGGGUGCACUCUCUCCAGUUCCUGAAAUUAAUGCUAUUGCAGUUGAUUCCAAGAAUGGGUCUGUAUAUGCUGCUGCUGGGGACUCUUGCGCCUACUGCUGGGAUAUUGAGAAAUGUCAAAUCAAGGAGCUUUUCAGAGGACAUUCAAAUUAUCUACACUGUAUUGCAUCCUGCAAUUUGAGCAAUCAGAUUAUAACUGGUUCUGAAGAUGGCACUGCACGUAUAUGGGAUUGCAAAAGUGGGAAGUGUACCCAAGUAAUUGAUCCAGGAGAGGGUGAAAAGUCAAACUUACGUUUUCAAUUUAUGAGUUGCAUUGCACUUGAUUCAAGUGAGAGCUGGUUGGUUUGUGGAAAGGGUCAGUCCUUAUCACUUUGGAAUCUUCCUGCCGGUGAAUGUGUUUCAGUUGCUAGAACUCAUGCUUCUAUCCAAGAUGUUACAUUUGAUCAAAACCAAAUUCUAGCUGUUGGAGCCGAACCACUUCUCACACGACUAAACAUGAAUGGAGAACUCCUUUCACAGAUUCAGUGCGCUCCUCAAUCUGCAUUUUCCGUUUCUUUGCACUCCUCCGGGGUGAGUGCUGUGUCUGGUUAUGGAGCAGUGGUCGACAUAAUCUCGCAAUUUGGCAGCCAUUUGUGCACAUUCCGCUGUAAAGGGCUGUAACUGUGAGUUAUGCUGCAUUUGUUAUUUGGAGAGUUUUGAAUACAUAGAAAUAGAAUACAGCUUCAUGCUCUCUCAUCUUUCUUGAUUAA
Messenger RNA from Andrographis paniculata, 1415 nucleotides. RefSeq names its product THO complex subunit 6. Gene Ontology annotation, molecular function: protein binding. Lineage: Eukaryota; Viridiplantae; Streptophyta; Magnoliopsida; Lamiales; Acanthaceae. The record is from RefSeq and is a predicted model, not a curated record. Gene Ontology annotation, cellular component: transcription export complex; THO complex. The transcript has 13 exons. Gene Ontology annotation, biological process: mRNA export from nucleus. Bases 217 to 1326 code for a protein of 369 amino acids.